Molecule: messenger RNA, 4005 nt
Organism: Aspergillus homomorphus CBS 101889
Lineage: Eukaryota; Fungi; Ascomycota; Eurotiomycetes; Eurotiales; Aspergillaceae
Gene: rom2
Product: putative Rho guanyl nucleotide exchange factor (Rom2)
Exons: 4
Coding region: 254-3859 (1201 amino acids)
Biological process (GO): intracellular signal transduction
Molecular function (GO): guanyl-nucleotide exchange factor activity
Source: RefSeq, a predicted model, not a curated record
UGGAGGACCUCUUUUUUUCUUUUUUCUUUCCCCCAACCCGCCUCCUUCUCCUUUACCCGAUUCUCCACGACUUGGAACGAUCUUUUGCGACAACUUGCACGCUCUCUACGACCGGAUUCGAUACCCUACUUGUACUGAGACGAUCUCCUCCCACCUCCCACCUCCCCCCUUAAACCUCGAGUCGCACCCGCCCGUUCCAUCACACGAACGCUCAAAUAGUUACGAUCACGAUCGCGAAGAGAAUCAGGUCGUCAUGGCUGAUCUAGGGGGCCAGCAAGGCCGGAAUUACCGGCCUUACGGACACCCCUCUGCCUUUCAGCGUGAUGCUGCAUACUCCGAGAUCUUUGGCGGUGCUCCGCCACCGGGACGCUCGCAAACGAUGACAUCUCAAACCCCUCAAUUCUCCCAAGAUCGAGCUCACACGAUGUCAUCACACGUGCCACAUCCACAGAUGCACCGAGGGCCUCCCCCACCCGCACGCCAGAUGCAGAAUGGAUACUCAUCGGGGGCGCCGAACGGCUACUACCAAGCAUACUCCGGUAGCGCGGCACCGCCCUCCUUUCAGCAAUCGUCUCAGCACCCCGCACGGCCUUACCCCGGACGCUCAGCUUAUCCUCAGCCUCAGAGGUUGGAUUCCCGGCCAAACACGGGGCCACAAUACCCAGACACAAAGGGUUACACCAGGACAAUGCCGGCUCAUCCCGCCCUGAACUCGGAUGCGAAUCGAUCACGGUCAAUGGCGAAAAUGGGUGGUCCUCCAAUGUUUCAACCCUCCCUGAGUAGCUUUAACCAUACUUCUGCCAAUGCAAUCCGCCAACAGCAGUACAAUGCAGCGGCUCCGAUGACAGCUCAGGGGCGACCCGUUCCUGAGCGGAACCCGAACGAGCGCGCCAUGUCGCUGACCACCUACCCGACGGAUCGAGAUCAUGCCUACACCACAAGCACGGGGCGAGUGAUUCCACCCAGAAGGCAACCAUCCGGGCCAAACCAGCCUCCAGUCAAUGGCUACCCGCCUGAGCCCACAAGCGCCCAUAACGUCAACGGAAGACCCCGCCCGCCCAGCGAUGGAUCCAACAAUUCACGAUCCAUGUCAAUGGCAUCGACCGUUGUGCCGGAUCGAACAAUGAGCAUGCAGAGCACAGUGACAGGAAAGCCGAACACCAAUCAGCCCGGCCUCGCACAAAGCAACUCCCGUCGGAGUAAGGUUCCCCUGGUCUAUCCGGCUUUGCUUUCGCGGGUCGCGGAUGUUUUCCGGGAGCGGAUCACUUUGUCUGAACUACAAAAGAACGGGCUGUCAUAUCAAAACGCUUUCACCGGUGCGCACGCAGUGGAUUUGAUUGCACACAUCAUUAAGACGAACGAUCGGAAUCUGGCUUUGCUCUUGGGUCGUGCUCUGGAUGCCCAGAAGUUUUUCCACGAUGUGACGUAUGAUCAUCGUCUGCGAGAUGCACAGGGGGAGAUCUAUCAGUUCAAAGAGACGAUGGGAGAAGAGGCGCCCAGCUCGGAGGUCAAUGGUGUAUUCACGCUGUUGAGUGAAUGCUAUUCGCCAACUUGUACCCGAGAUAGCCUGUGCUAUUCCAUCGCCUGCCCCCGAAGACUUGAACAGCAGGCAAGGCUGAAUCUGAAGCCGCAGCCGGGAUUACGAUCUUCUACCUCUAAAGGCAGUCUGCACGGCGAUGACGACGAUAAUGACAAUCAGAAACUCUGGAUCAACAUGGUGCCCAAGGAGGUAUCUGACAGCAUUGACGACCGUGAGAAGAAGCGUCAAGAGAUUAUCUUUGAGAUCAUGUACACCGAACGUGACUUCGUUAAAGACCUAGAGUAUCUGCGAGACUUCUGGAUGAGGCCAUUGCGGGCUGCUGGCAACGCCACCACCUCACCUAUCCCCGAACAUCGCCGUGAGAAAUUCAUUCGAACGGUCUUCGGAAAUUGUCUAGAGGUCCUAAAGGUCAAUGGGGGUCUCUGCGAAGCUCUAAAUGCGCGACAAAAGGAAAGCCACGUUGUCAAGACGGUCGGUGAUAUCUUUCUUCAACACGUGCCACGGUUCGAUCCGUUCAUCAAAUAUGGUGCCAACCAACUGUAUGGCAAAUACGAGUUCGAGAAAGAGAAAGCCUCAAAUCCCGCAUUUGCAAGAUUUGUAGAGGAGACGGAGCGAUUGAAGGAGUCGCGUAAACUCGAACUGAAUGGUUACCUGACCAAGCCGACUACCCGUCUCGCAAGAUACCCACUUCUGCUAGAGCAAGUGAACAAGAACACGGCUGAGGACAGUCCGGAUCGCCAGGAUAUUCCCAAGGCAAUUGCGCUCAUCAAGGACUUCCUGUCUCGUGUCAACGCGGAGAGUGGAAGGGCUGAGAAUCAUUUUAACUUGGUGCAGCUAAACGCAGCGCUGAAGUUUGGUCCUGGCGAUUAUGUUGACCUGAAGCUGACCGAGGAGAAUAGACAGAUGUUGUCGAAGAUGGCGUUCAAGAAGACGCCAACUGACAGCUCAGAGGUUACGGCAUACCUUUUCGAUCAUGCAGUUCUCCUGGUGAGAAUCAAGGUUGUGAACAAGCGUGAGGAAUAUCGCGUGUAUCGGAAACCUAUUCCGCUUGAGCUGUUGGUCAUCGCUCAGAUGGAUGAGGUAAUACCGAAGGUGGGAAUUCCCAAACGGCCGUCGUCCAGCCUCCUCUCCAACAAGGCUGCAGCAAAUCCGCCCACCACCAAAGAUGGCCUUCCUAUCACCUUUAGACAUCUUGGCAAGGGAGGGUAUGAGCAGACUUUGUACGCCACAUCGACCACCCAACGGCGAAAAUUCAUUGAGUUGGUAGAAGAGCAGCAGCGGAAGCUCAGGGAGCGCAAUAGCAACUUCUACAACAAGACAGUCCUCUGUCAAAACUUCUUCACAUCCGUCAAUCGUGUCAACUGCCUUGUUCCAAUUGAUGGUGGCCGAAAGUUGGUUUACGGUACAGACAGCGGCAUCUACCUCUCCGAACGCUGGCCGAAAGACAAGUCAGCGAAGCCCCGGCGUGUUUUGGAUGUCAGCCAGGUUACCCAGAUUGAUACAUUGGAAGAAUACCAAUUGCUAUUGGUUCUGUCUAACAAAACACUGUCCUCGUAUCCCAUGGAUGCACUCGAGAUCCAUGAGGGUCAGAAUACAGUCGCGAAGCGGCCCAAGAAAAUCCAAGGUCAUGCGAACUUUUUCAAGGCUGGUAUCGGGCUCGGACGUCAUCUGGUGUGCUCUGUCAAAACGUCUGCUUUGUCGACGACUAUCAAGGUUUACGAGCCUAUGGACAAUUUGGCGAAGGGUAAGAAGAAGUCGGCUGUCAGUAAGAUGUUCCAGAGUGGACAAGACACGUUGAAACUCUUCAAGGAGUUUUACAUUCCUGCCGAGUCUUCGUCGAUUCACUUCCUUCGCUCAACACUCUGUGUCGGCUGUGCCCGAGGAUUUGAGGUCGUCAGUCUCGAGACCACCGAAACGCAGUCUCUGCUCGAUCAGGCAGAUACUUCUCUUGACUUCGUCGCGCGCAAGGAGAAUGUCAAGCCUAUUCACAUUGAACGCAUGAACGGCGAAUUCCUUUUGAACUACAGCGACUUCUCAUUCUUCGUCAAUCGCAACGGGUGGCGUGCCCGACCCGAUUGGAGGAUCUCCUGGGAGGGCAACCCCAACGCAUUUGCACUUUCUUACCCUUAUAUUCUCGCCUUCGAACCCAACUUUAUUGAAAUCCGGCACAUUGAAACGAGCGAGCUGGUGCAUAUUAUGACAGGGAAGAAUAUCCGCAUGUUGCAUUCGUCGACCAGAGAAAUUCUUUAUGCCUAUGAAGAUGAGUCAGGGGAGGAUGUGGUCGCCAGUUUGGAUUUCUGGAACAAGCCACAACACUAGGUUAAUGACCACUGACAUGGGUCGAAGGAGAGAAGAUGCGGGGAGAGACAAUUUUAUGUUCUAUUUCCAGCCCAAGUAUCCUUUAUUUUGACUGCGCUUUAGAAAGGCCUUUGUUUUCUUUUCAUCCGAUUAGCUCAAAAAGGCGG